CAAAUAUGGCCCCCUCCUACUGGGUGUGAGAGGAGCGACAGCUGACAAAGGAAAGAAAUCUGUCAUAAAGGACGGCACUGAUUCGCACCACAACGCCCCUUCGUCCAGAUAACACUGCACCGAUGUGACAGCAAGUGAAAAAUGCCUGCCAAAUGAUGAAGUGUGCCAGAGAGAGGAACUGACAGAAGAAGGCCUUCAUUGUUGCAGACCAUCUGUUCAGACCAAACAUCCUCCCUCCCUGCGAGCCUCCGCCCCGCAGCCAUGCUGAUCAACCCAGUGCUCGUGGAGUCCGCUGUAGUUAUGGCUGUGGUGCUGUGUGUACACAUGGCGGUCUGGAACCAGCACUCCUGGUGCAGCAUAGCCCUCUUCAUCCAGGCUUUCUACGUGCAGCACAAGUGGGACCGUCUGCUCAGGUCAGGGGGUGCCGUGUUCCAGUUCCGUCCCUCGGCAAACAGCGGCAUCGUCCCGGCCUCCAUGGUGAUGCCUUUGCUGGGCCUGGCGCUGAAAGAAAAGUGCUCUGCCUCAGGGAACGUCUACUUUGAGCGCUUCUCCAUGGUGAUCACCAUCACAGGCAUGAUCCUGGCUCUGUUUCUCUCCCUGAUUGCGCUGGGCAUCACAAGGCCAGUACCCACCAACACUUGCGUGAUUGCGGGCAUGGCCGGCACUGCAAUUCUCUACACGACGAAGCAGACGCUGACGGUGUCUGAGGUCAUCGAGGUGUUAGAGGUGCUGUUGAUCUUUGUUUAUCUCAGCCUGAUUGUGCUUUACCUGCUGCCACGCUGCUUCACACCUGGAGAGGCGCUACUCAUUGUCGGUGGAAUCAGCUUCAUUGUCAACCAGCUCAUCAAGCGCUCCCUGAACCUGGCAGAGGUCAAAGGUGAUCCACUGAACUAUUUCCUGCCGGUCGUAGUCGUGGGCUCACUGUUGCUGGGUGUCUUCUUCGCCCUGCUCUUCUGCUUCAUGGAGUCUGAGACUUGGGUGUCAUCGCUUUUCUUUCACAUGAUGACAGCCGUUCUGGGUCUGGGAAUCCUCAUGCCGUGGCUCUCUCUCUUCAUCGGCCGGCACCCCAUCAUGUGGCUGUUGGACUUUGUCACGUUAAAUGACAGAAGACUCUGUCUGCUGGGGUACUGGGUGUUUUUGUCUGUUGUGGCCACUUGUGUUGUGUUACACCAGAACCACCAGCGCCAGUCAGGCUCCAAGAAGCACCAGGCCUCCACUAUUGUCAGGAAGUACUUCCAUCUGAUUGUAGUGGCUACAUACGUUCCAGGGCUGAUAUACGACAGGCAGCUGCUCCAUGUGGCGUCGGUGGGUUGCUUGGCGGUGUUCUUGCUCCUGGAGUACGUGCGUUACUUUCGGAUCAGGCCACUGGGUCAGCUGCUCAGGCAGGUGCUCACCUUGUUCCUGGAUGAGCGGGACUCCGGGCCUCUUAUCCUGACCCACAUCUACCUGCUGGUGGGCAUGUCUCUGCCCAUAUGGCUGUUCCCCGGGCCCUGCGUUCCUAAGGGGAUACUUCCUGGUGCAGGCGGCCUGGUGCCUUAUGCAGGUGUGCUGGCUGUGGGGGUCGGUGACACUGUGGCGUCUGUGUUCGGCAGCACCAUGGGGGAGAUCCGUUGGCCCGGCACAAAAAAAACCAUGGAGGGGACUGCAACAUCUGUGUUCGCCCAGAUCAUCGCUGUGGCCAUGUUUCUCAUCUUUGAUGGGAGCAUCAAUCUGAACUCCACCUACUCAUGGAUUGUUGGCUCGGUCACUCUGGUGGCUAUGCUGGAAGCCUACACCUCCCAAAUAGACAACCUCCUACUCCCACUCUACCUCUUCAUCCUGCUGUUGCUUUGACUGGACAGAUGGCACAAACAAAAACAGAUCUCUUCCACUGUCCCCAGCUCUUUCUGGAGGGAAGAAAGAAUGGUGAAUUUGCAGAGGGGGAAGUGUAAGAAAGAUCAUAGUAGAAGUAAUAGAAGUCCCCUUUAAGGAAUCAGUGGAGUUGAUCAAAGAGGGGAGUAAUUUUUACUAGCACAAGAAACAAAUAAUUAAAAGCUGACAGCUUAAUCAAGCCAGGUAAUUAUGUCAACAAACCAACGUGGCACUAAAUGUUAGCAUGACAUUAGAGUCUGCUGCCUUCAGAUCAGAAGUCAUUUCAGUAUCAGUUUCCUUGAGGAAUGAGACGAUCACUUUAGAAUCAGUUACCAAGAAAUGUGAGGUAAGAGUCGCUAAAUAUUCUUUGAGCUUGCUCUGUGGUGACGGCGGUGGUGUAUGGUUUCUUUGCGUGUCACGACGUACUCGACCAUUGACACCAGCAGCUCCUGAAUUAUGCAACAGGAGAUGGUUCAGCGAAGUGGGAAAAUGUCCUUUUAGUCAUCUAAAGAAACCUGGACAGUACAGACGCUGCAAAAUUUUGAUCAUCAAUGAUAAGGUUUACGUAUCUUGUCCCAAACGGAUACAUGCCUUUUGUAUUGCCUUUGAAGAACAUUAUUUAAGGUUAGCUUAGUGAUAUGUCUUUUUUCCUGAUCAACAUUUUUGUUAUUAGAUUAUUUUUGCCUCCCCGAUGGCAAUAUGAAGUACUUACUGCUGAAAAGAUAUGCCUUAAGAAGUAUAUUUUCUAUCACACAUUACCUACUAUUGUAGAUGAAAGCAUGGCAGCCCUUCUCAACUCUUCUUUAUAAGGGCUGAUUUAUACUUCGAUAUGGCAGAAACUCACUAUGCUCCCGCAUGACACUAAUGUGAAACUGAGUACCGUACACAGGUAUCCUACAGUAUAUUUUUGUUUGGUAAAUUGACUUUGCUUGGUAUUUCUGAGGUUUGAUGGGACCCCUUAAAAUGAAUAUUUAGAUUUCCCUGUGAUACUGAGCAUUCAAACCCCGCAAAGUUAUGGAGUCUGUAGAUAUGCUUUGGGCCAAAAUGACAAACAUAAGCCCAACUUUCUUUUUGCAAAAAUUUAUGUAUCUUCUUGAGUAUUUGCUUUAUAGAAAUAUCCUCAAAUGUCAUCAGGUUUCAUCUCAUCAAUCUUAGAUGAGAAUGCUACAGUUUAAAUCCUGAAACUUGUUUUCAGCAUGCAUUAAUAAACAGCCUUUGGUUUA
Messenger RNA from Micropterus dolomieu (smallmouth bass), 3074 nucleotides. RefSeq names its product dolichol kinase (gene dolk). The transcript has 2 exons. Bases 262 to 1833 code for a protein of 523 amino acids. Gene Ontology annotation, cellular component: endoplasmic reticulum membrane. Lineage: Eukaryota; Metazoa; Chordata; Actinopteri; Centrarchiformes; Centrarchidae. The record is from RefSeq and is a predicted model, not a curated record. Gene Ontology annotation, molecular function: dolichol kinase activity. Gene Ontology annotation, biological process: dolichyl monophosphate biosynthetic process.